Molecule: messenger RNA, 1746 nt
Organism: Cladocopium goreaui
Lineage: Eukaryota; Dinophyceae; Suessiales; Symbiodiniaceae
Source: the annotation of a GenBank genome assembly
AUGGUCGCAGGGCGGCAACAAGAUGCACUGAGAAGCUUAAAUCUUCAGCUGUCCAAGCACGCACGUGCUGCAGAAUGGCAGGAAGCCAUCAAGUUGUUCAGGUCGGGUACAGGGCUUCAAAAAGACGUGGUGACCUUCGGCACAGUGGUCAAGGCUAUCGGCAAGGCCAUGUUGUGGCGACAAGUUUUGCAUUGGCUGAACUAUGUGGCCUCCAGCAGCCUUGCUGGCAGCACCAUCCUCCUCAACUCAGCACUGAGCUGCUUGUCCGAUGCUUCAAGAUGGAGAUCAGCAGUAGAAGUGUAUGCCCGAAGCACAAAGACAUCGGUGCUGUGUGACGUGAUCACAGUGAACAAUUUGAUCAGCGCUUGCCAGCUACAGUGGCAGAAAUGCUUGCAGCAGGCUGGAAAGAUACAGCAAGAAGGCGUUGAGACUGACGUUGUGACGCACAAUGUGGUCCUUGCAUCUUUCAAUGGCACCACCUGGACAUCAGCCAUGGCUUGGUUGAGCAACAUGCUCGAAAAAGGUCUCCAACGCACAGCUGUCACCUUUGGAACUGCUAUCUCUGUUCAUGAUGUAAAAGAUGACUUUCGAACUGGGCAGCGUGCUUGGGAGCGAUCUCUACUGUGUGCAGAGCAGGUGAGGAAUGCUGCCCUGGAGCCAAACAUCAUUUUGGGCAAUGCUGCCAUCACCUCUUGUGAGAGAGCAUCCAGGUGGAUGUGGUCUUUGACUCUUUUAUCAACAUUGAGCCAGCUCCUUCAACCCAAUCUGGUGAGCCUGGCGGCCCUUGGUAGCGCCUGUGACGAAGCCACCUGCUGGAAGACCUCCUUGUCUUUGCUGAAUCAUGUUCCACAGUGGUUUGGUGCUAAGACGUCUUCCAGGAUGCGAUCUGCGGCAACUGCGUGCAUUAACACUGUGAUGAGUGCCUCAGGAAAGGUGAUGCAUUGGAGCCGCUCCUUGCAAUUGGUAGAAGAUAUGGUCUUUCUCCGUUUGACACCCAGUUCCACCACUGUGACUUGCCUCUUGAUGACAGCUGCCGACGCAGAAGAUGUGGUGACGGGUUUGGUCAAGCAGCUUUGCAACGAGGUUCGUCCGGACAUGUUUCAUUUGAACGCCUUGCUGGGUUCCUUUGCUCGGCGCUCUGCUUGGCACCGAGCCCUCCACGUCGCCUCCACCGCAGCGGUUGAUGCAGUGGGCGCUCGGGCCACAUGGGCAGCGCUCCCGAGCGAUGGCUGGCAGCGAGCCAUUGAUGCUAUGGAGUAUUUCCAGAUCGCGGCAUCGGUGGCAUCCUACACCAGCAUCAUAGAUUGCUGUGUUGACGUUUGGGCUGUGACGUUUCAGCUCUUUUCGGAGCUGCUGCUAGAUGCCUUGGUUCCAGAUGUCGUGACCAGCAACGCAAUUCUGCGAAGCUGUGAUCCUGCUGGAUGGCUCAAUGCCUUUCAGCUGCACAGUACCCAGCACCAGGACAUCAUCACCUACACCUCUAUGCUCUCUGCAUCUGCUGGAAAAUGGACGGUCGUCCUGGCAUUGCUAGGCGACAUGCAAUCCAGAAGGCUGCAAGCAUCGCGGUUGACUUACUUGGCAGCCAUGGACAGCUUUGGUUAUGUGUGUGAUGAAGAUCAUUCCAGGGAUUUCUCGACGCUGGCCACCAUGUCAAUGUGUCACUGGGGUGUGCUCCUGUCAUGGCGAUGGCAAACGGGACCAGAGCUUUCUUGGGAUGCGGAUAUUGCACAGAGGCUGGCCGUUUGA